CAGGUCAGCCUCGGGCGACAGCCCCCAUCCCGCCAGGCUCUGGGGAGUGAGUCCUUCCUGCCCGGCAGCUCCUUUGCUCAUGAGCUGGCCCGAGUCACCUCCUCGUACAGCACCUCAGAGGCAGCGCCCUGGGGCGGCUGGGAUCCGAAGGCCUGGAGGCAGGUGCCUGCUCCUCUACUGCCUAGCUGCGACGCUGCAGCAAGAGAAGCAGAGAUCAGGUCUUACGGCAAUGACCCCUAAACAGUGGAGUGAGCAUAUCGCCCAGCAAAUGAGUCCAUUGCAAGCCGUCCAAGAACAAGUCACCUCCAAGUGUAGCCAGACCAAGGCAACCUCCCCAGCCAGCCAGAAUCUGAUGCCACCCAAAACUGGGGUCCUUCUGAACAAUCUGAGUCCAGGAAUAAUGCCAUUCACCAGGCACCAGAGUCCAAAUGGCAUGGGUAUGAUCUCAUCAACUCUGAAGAAGCAGCAAGGAAUAUUCAACUGCAGUCAUCAAUAUCAUAUAAUGUCCAGCUCAGGCCACUCCCCCUUAGACAGUCUUGGCUCUGUCUGCCAGCAUCUACAGAGUCCCAAGGCCAAUUCCCCAGGAGUGCCCCUGAGCAAGUUCCAUCCCAGGCCUCCCACCAGCCAAGCUCUAAGUCUCCACCAGCGCAGACUACCCAAUGUGGCAAGAACACCCACUGUGUUCAACAGUGCUACAUGGGUGGUGGCAGCGGUAUCUGAGACCACAGUGGUUUCAAAUGUAGAUAACAGCACUCACCAACCUGUGGGUAGCAAUUCCAUUUUUGCCAAGGCACCCGUGAGCGUGCCCCCACAUGCGCCGACAUUUCCACUGCAGCAAACGGUGAUACAGCCCAAUCAGGUGGCCCCAAGUGGCAGGCCUGGCCAGAAGGUGAGUAGUGCCCUGGCCAAUGCCAGUUUCGGCCUAUUGGGCAACCACAAUCUCCAACAGAGUCCAGUGCAGGGCCCUGUGCCUGUGCUGAGCACCCCCACGGCCCCCCAGCCAGGCACAGCCCACUCUGCUCCCAUGAGUCCAAUUCAGGCCAUUGAGCCACCAAGCUAUAUGGCCACUAUCAUGGCCACCACUGCUGCUGCUUCUGCCAUUGCCGCUAGCCACUCCUUGGGUCCAUACAAUAGAAUGGAUCCAGCCCCUGAGCUGCUACCUGAUAACUUCCCGCUCCAGGACCAGCCCCCAGUGAAUGGUUCGACUUUGCCCCCUGACUGCAAUGAGGUAGAUCUCAUGGAAACUCUCAUGAAAGACCCCAGUGUGGGUACAAAUGAAGAUUGGAUGUGUGACUUAAAGCUUAUUGAUGAUAUUUUGGAACAGCAUUAUGCUGCCCAGAAUGCCAGAGGCCAGAAUGCUGGCCAACUCACCCAGGGUUCUGGGGAGCCUUAAAUCAGAGUAGGAUACUCCCAGAACCCCCGCCCCCCUACCCCACGCUGCUAUGGUCUGAACCCACAGCAAAUUCAUAACUGGUUCCAGGCAGUCACACUUCACCCCUCCGCACAAUUUGAGUAGUGUUGGCCUUGCCCAUCCAUCUCUCCUCUCUCUACGAAAUAGCAAGCUGGUGAUUUUUCAAGCUACUUGUACAUAUUUGAAAAUUUUGUAAAUGGUUUUCCUAAACAUUAAUGACAGAAGUAUUUAUACUUGGUUUUGUGACUUUGUAAAUAAAGUGACGGCUUUGGUUUCAAUUGGGUUGUGUUCAUUCUGCAUUGUUUUGUGUUUAUUACGCAUUGUUACAAAUACGCAGACUGUGUUGUUGGCUCUAGUGAUGCUUUGUUAAGCCAGGUGGAUGAGUCACUAUGGUUAUGAUGUGAUGAGUGACGUAUGUUUGUGUGUAUGUGCGCACGCGCGCGUGACCAAGGGGUAUUUGCAAACUGACAAAUGCCAAAUAGAAAACCACUUGGUCAUUCAUUUCCAUUUUCCUUAAAAAUUCAAUCACCGCGUGUGACUCUUAAUCUCUUUUGCAAACCUUUCGAUCUCUGCUAGCUCUUUCCUGAUGAGCAUUUUAUAGCAUUACAGCUUUGCAUUGUUAAGUGUCCCAGAGACACUGGUAGCUGGGUGAGAGUGUCCUUUCUAAUUAGGUAAGGUGCAGAAGUGACAGAGGUGGCUGGGAGUUGAGCCCUAGCAGAGCUGUCCACCUGAAGGGCUGCACUCAUUCAUAAGGAGAGAAAGCUCCAGCCCCACACAGCUUCGGUGCACCCCCUGGCCGGCAAAGGGGAUCCUGUCCUGCUCUAUAGUCUGCUUUAAAGUCCUUUGCAUUCAAUUUGAUGUGAAGCUCUGUGGUUUGGGGCAAACAUUUGUAAACACUAAUCAUUGAUUUGGGCUUUGUCUUUGAUGGUUUCUAUCUGCGAUUAUUGUCAUGUAUAUUUAAGUGUCUGUUAUAGAACACCCACAUCCACUGUCCUGUAAACUUUUCUCAUUGUCCAGAUCUUUGUGUAAUCGUAUUUUAAUUGCCACCUUGUAUUUUGAUUCUAUAUUUGCAAUCUGGCGUGUUUCCAGCCAGCACUGUUUUUUUUCCCUUUGUUCUGUAAUAAA
Molecule: messenger RNA, 2536 nt
Organism: Dipodomys spectabilis (banner-tailed kangaroo rat)
Lineage: Eukaryota; Metazoa; Chordata; Mammalia; Rodentia; Heteromyidae
Gene: Mamld1
Product: mastermind like domain containing 1
Exons: 3
Coding region: 80-1393 (437 amino acids)
Biological process (GO): regulation of transcription by RNA polymerase II
Cellular component (GO): nuclear body
Source: RefSeq, a predicted model, not a curated record